Chrysemys picta bellii (western painted turtle) is the source of this 1200-nucleotide messenger RNA. NCBI's taxonomy places the organism in Eukaryota, Metazoa, Chordata, Testudines, Emydidae. The record is from RefSeq and is a predicted model, not a curated record.
UAAAAGGCUGCAAGUGGUGAACGGCUAACGCAGAGAAGAGGAGAAGUCUAGUGGAGCUGCCGUUGCAGAGACAGCGUCAUGGGGAGAGCUGCCCAGCAAACCCUCCUCGCUUUAUUCUGUCUAGCAGCAGCGGUUUGUAAGGCUGAGGAUGAGGCACAAACAGAGGUGAAUUCAAAGUGCUGUGGAAUUCCUGGACCACGAGGACUUCCUGGAUUUCCAGGAUUAAGUGGUCGUCCAGGGCUCCCUGGGGCACGAGGACCACCAGGGGAAAAAGGACAACCAGGAUUUCCUGGCGCCCCUGGACUGAUGGGAAUGCCUGGUCGUCCAGGGAUGCCUGGAGCACCAGGAGAACCAGGGAUGCCUGGACCACGAGGACCACCAGGGGCAAGAGGAACAAAAGAUGAUCCUGGGAGCUCUGGACUGAAAGAGGAGGAGCUGGCAGACCUGCUGUGUAAAAAGGGCCCGAGGAGCUGCAAGGAGCUGUUGGCCAGAGGGAACACGCUGAGCGGCUGGUACACCGUUUACUCUUCGGCCUGCACUGCCAUGACUGUGCUGUGUGACAUGGCCACAGAUGGAGGCGGAUGGACUGUUUUCCAGAGACGGGUGGAUGGUUCAGAGGAUUUUUUCCGUGACUGGGACUCAUACAAGAGAGGUUUUGGCAACCAGCAGAUGGAAUUCUGGCUGGGGAACGACAACAUUCACCUGCUAACAUCUCAAGGAAAUAAUGAGCUGCGCAUCGACCUCGUGGAUUUUGAAACUGAGAAGUAUUUUGCCAAGUACAAAUCAUUCCAAAUUUUAGGAGAAUCUGAGAACUAUAAGCUGCUUCUGGGAGACUUUCUCAAUGGCACAGCAGGUGAUGCCUUAACCUACCAUAGGGACAUGAUGUUUUCAACCAAAGACCGCAACAAUGGUCUGAAUUCAGUUAACUGUGCUGUGUCCCACGAGGGAGCCUGGUGGUUCAAGGACUGCCUGCAGUCCAACCUGAACGGGAGAUAUUUGCCGGGAGAACACAAAACCCCUCAUCACGGUGUGUUCUGGAGCACAGGGAAAGGGGACCAAUAUUCCCUUAAACGCUCUGAAAUGAAAUUCAGGCCUGUUUAGCAGGGUGAGGGGCAGCUGCAUGUCCUUGUCUCACAGGAAUCAUUCCGCAGCUGCGUCUGGACGUUCCUGCUGGAAAUAAAGCUAUUCCCCAACAGUAAA